Rubroshorea leprosula is the source of this 1408-nucleotide messenger RNA. NCBI's taxonomy places the organism in Eukaryota, Viridiplantae, Streptophyta, Magnoliopsida, Malvales, Dipterocarpaceae. The record is from the annotation of a GenBank genome assembly.
AUGGUAGGAACGGUGACAGCCCUCGAAAUGGCUUCUUCCAUGGGCUUGCCCUACUGCUACAACCCUUUUGUAUUUCGGAGAGCUGCAAAACAAGCUCUUUCUUCACUAGUAGCAUUCAAUAAUUUUGCUCCUCUUCAUCACCGCCAUUACAGAAACGGGAUAUUUUCUUCCGCGUAUGCUUCCGCCGCCAUUGAUGCUAAUAAGGAGCUUAGAAGCACUGACCUGGUGGCUCUCGAGUACGCUGAACUUAACCUUUCUGAAAAAAUUUCUGGGGAGUUGGGUCAUGUAAGAAUCAGGCAGCAUGUCAACCCUCUCAGCUCAUCUUUCGCUAUGCCAGCACCAGUACCUGAUUGGAAUCAAGUAUUCAGGGACCCUACGUUGCCACUCAUGGUGGACAUUGGAAGUGGUAGCGGCAGAUUUCUUAUAUGGCUGGCAAACAGAAAUCCUGAUUCAGGAAAUUAUUUGGGACUCGAAAUACGACAGAAACUUGUCAAGCGUGCUGAGUUUUGGGUAAAAGAGCUGGCUCUGAGUAACAUACAUUUCGUUUUUGCAAAUGCAUCGGUUUCCUUUGAACAAUUAGUAUGCACUUAUCCUGGACCCUUGAUGCUAGUUUCAAUCCUGUGCCCAGACCCUCAUUUCAAGAAAAGGCAUCAUAAAAGAAGGGUUGUACAGAAGCCUAUAGUAGAUUUGAUUAUAAAUAGGUUGAUGCCUGGAGGGAAGGUUUUUGUCCAAUCUGAUGUGCUUGAAGUGGCACUUGACAUGAGAAAGCAGUUUGAUGCAGAGUCUUGUCGACUUCAGCACAUUGACACAAUUGAUCCCAGCAUGCCUUGUGAUGGUGAGGGAUGGUUAUUGAACAACCCAAUGGGCAUAAGGACUGAAAGAGAAAUCCAUGCAGAAUUUGAAGGUGCAAAAAUUUAUAGGAGGAUGUACCAGAAGCUGAAGUGAUCAAGAAAUCAGUUUAGUCAUUCAUGUUGGACUUCAUGACAGCUAAAACCCGAGUCACGUAGGGAUGGUUAGUCGUGCGUGCAUGCCUGCAUCCAUCCUCAAACCAUGUCACCAUUGUUACGUAGAGAUGGAAAGAACUUGCCGCUGGCUCGGGUAUCUGCUGUUCUUCACCUGGAUAUGCAAAAACUCUUGUAUCACCAAACUCCAGGAUUGACGUUCAAAACACAUGGCAUUUGGCAAUAGCCACUUCCCGGGAUUACCUGAAAACUGCUUUAAGAAAACGUCAUUGGAAAUCAUGGUUUCUAUUUAUUAUUUAGUUUGAAGCUCCCAAGAAGUGUCCUGACAACUUGCUUGGGUCAGCAAUUGAACCAGAACAUCAUAUGAUCAAGUACUUUUUACCAUUUUCCUUUUGCUUUUUUAUGGUUUGUCAUAUAUUACUUAACAAUUAAGAUUUAAAAGAGUA